UAUAGCUUUUGUCAGUUUCAGGUUAGUCUUUGGUGCUUCAGUUGGAAGACACCAAUUUUUUAGAUUUUGAAACCUGUAAAACAUUAUUUUUUUGUAAUUACACGACGGUAAAUUAUUUCUUACUGCUUAGUGUAUUCGUUUUCAUGGAAAAGGACAUUCAAGUUCUUAUUUGGAGCCGGAUAACCAGCUUUCAGAGAGUGCUUAUUUUGUGACCAAGUGACUCGUGUUUAUUCCUCAUGCUGUGAUAAAUCGGCAUUAUUUUAAUUCGACGAUGGACAUCGACGUUAGUAAAGAAAAUAUCCAGCCCCUUAGAGGUGGCAGAAACCUCAUGCAGUUGGGUACUGCUCUACAAGCUCAGUCGGAUGUUGAUGCCCAAAAACAGCUGCAGCAGCAAAAAGAGGAGCACGAAGCGGCAAUAAGGCACUAUCAGGGCCCUGACCCUCUAGACCCAUGGUUCAACUAUAUCCAAUGGGUUGAGCAGUCUUUUCCUAAACAUGGGCAUGAGGGUAAUAUAGAUAAACUUAUCAAAGACUGCUUGCAAUUAUUUGAGAAGGAUGAAAGAUAUUUUCAAGACAGAAGGCUUGUAAAACUAUGGAUUAAAUAUGUUGAUUGCCUUUCGAAUCCUCUGGAGAUAUACCAGAGGUUGUAUAAUACUGGGAUUGGUGUGGAAUGCUCCGAGUUCUAUAGAGCUUGGGCUUGCUAUUGUGAGGAAUCUGGUGAUUACAAGAAGGCUAACCAGGUGUACAUGCUGGGGCUGCAAGCCAAGGCCCAGCCUUUGGAUGAAUUGGAACAGGCUCAUAUGAACUUCCAAUUAUUUUUUGCCCAAAGAAUGCUUCAUGAUGAUUCUCCAACUAAAAGGAAGGCAGCUUCAGCUUUGGCUGAGACCAGAAUGGCGUUGACUUCACUUAAGUCAUUCAAAAGGCGCAAUAUUGCCAAUGUGCCCGUCCAAAGGGUCGGUGAAAGCGUCCGGAGUAAUAUGCCCGGUGUUGUGAGACAACAGCCUAAUCAUUUCGACAAUAGAAUGCCACAAUCAAAUGUUAUGGUCAAUGUUUUUGAGGAUGCUCCAUCAACCUCACAUUCAGGAAUACCUGUUGCUGAAAAUGCUGGGCCUGCUUCACUGGUGCAAGCCUGUAAUGUUGAGAAUGAAAAGGAAGUUGGAAUAUGGACUAAUCCUAAGACUAAAAUGGUGCAUACAAAUCUAGUACCUCAUCAACCACUGCCAUUCACUCCAUAUGAAGAUGAAGAUGAUGUCCUGCGGCUUCCAGCGAAUCAUAUGGCAUACUGUGCUGAAGAUUUGUCAUUUAAUGUGCCUCUAUGUGUACCUGAUCCCCCAGACUCGACCAAAAUACCCUGUUACAAUAAAUCCCAGGUUUAUGUUGAUGAUCAAGAAUAUAGUUUAGAAGAAAUUCGUUCUAGAAAAUACAACCUUGUUAGAACAGUAAAGACUGAAAUGUCUCCUCAAGUGAAAGUUGAGCAAAAUUAUAAUAACAUAAACGAAACACUGGCCCAGUGUAGUGCUCUGGAAACCUUGGCCAAUUGUGCUUUAGACACUGAGCAGGAUCAUUUAGGACAAUUGAUGCCUUUGACUAUGCCAACCUUGCAAAAUAUUACGAAAGUUACAAAUAUGCAUUCUCCUGGUGAGCCAAAGGUUCUGGUCAAUUUGGAUUCAAAAGAAUUCAGUGAACUCAGUGUCAAAAAACAUGAUGACAGUCAGAAGCAACACAGUUCUGACAAAGAAAACCAAGCAGGCAGACUUGACCAUUAUGGUAACGAGAAUGCUGCUGGUAACUAUGGCAAAAAUAAUUUGAUGGAGGAAUUUAACAGGAGUCUGAUGGGCAACCUCCUUGGUGACUCUGUAACUGUUAACACUAAGGAAGCGAGAUGGGAGCUUAGAAACUUAUUCAAUGAUAAUGAGCCAUCAAUGGUUCAGCCAGUUGUACAACAGUUUGAAGUUCCAAACUUUGACAUUCAUGAGGAUCGCUCUAUCACUAUGGCCAUGCACACCAAGAAGAAACCAGAAAUACCAGAUGUGAGAACUCUGCCUGAGGACAAGGAAAACGCCAACAAGUUCACUGUUCCAGUGGCAGCACCUCAACAAAAUGUUAAUAGGACAGCAUACUAUGAAGAGCCAUCUUGCACCCAAGUGUUUAAUUUCAACAUAAAGGAUGCAAGCACUCCAAACAUGUCCCAGUUUAAGAAGCCAGCCAGCCACAUUGAUCAGUCAAAAUAUCCUUCUGUGCCCAAAUUUAGCAUAGAUGAGAGUGUGAUUGAACAUGUAGAUGCCAGUGCUAUGAAGAAGGAUGACAAUUCGAGACAGCUUGGGCCUGAUCAGCAUGCCACAGUUGACAACCAAGGUGGUGGUCUGUCGGUGAUCAUGGAAGCUACUAGAGAAUUUAAUAGUAAAUCGGGAUCAAGUUCCUCUGGACAAUCAACAAGAACUAACUUCACUGGGUACACGACAAACUACGAUUCAAUGUAUAAUAAUCACAAUGAUCCGUCACAGCAACCCACGACUUCUAAGAGAAGCUCGUUUUCUACUCAACCGCGAUUGCCUAGUGGUCAAUUUGCUAGAGUCUAUCCCCAAAAACGCGAGCAACCGGAAAAUAAAACUCCCGCCGCGCCUACAGCCGUGCCUUAUCUCUCCCACGACCACCAAUACCAAAAGCCUAUGCCCUCGGGAUACAAUGGAUACUCGCCACAGAGAUCGAUGCCCAAUCAUUAUCAACAAAAUUACCAACAAGGCUAUCAGCAGGGAUACCCUAGCAACCAGAUGAUGAACCAACAGCAGCAAGGUUAUGCUAGCCCCGGCCCAAAUGCCUACAACAGUCCCCAACACCCAGGCAUGCAAAGUCCUCAUGCAAUGAGUCCUUCUGUUCCGCCUGGAUUCCAAAGCCCGACUUACUCUAACCAAGUGGGUUACCACAGUCCAGGUCACCCAGUUAUGAGCCCACAACAGUCGUACGCGGGACGACAGGAAUAUCAUUAUCCAAAUCAACCAGAUAGGCAGCAUAUUUAUGCCAAUCAGCAUCAAAAUCCUGCCGUUUUCCAAAGCCCACCACAUCAGGCACAAUAUCAACAAAAUAAUCAAUACUACCAAAGGCCUAGUCCGGCGCCUGCUGCGCAAAAUCAAAGUUACAACCAGCAAAAUUAUCCCAACAUGCAUAAUCAGUACAAUAAUGCCAAUAUGUAUCAAAACCCCACACACUCUAGCAACCAAAAUUAUAGUGCAAUGCAGAGCCCAUACAGACAACCUCCAAAGCCAAUGCCUGAUAAUCAAGCUGCAUAUGCAAUGCAGAAUAACCAGUCAUUUCAAAUUUACCAAAGUCCUCAACAACCUCAGCACAACAGCUAUCAGAAUGCUGCUGCUCAUAAUAUCAGUAUGCCUAGCGAAGGCACAGAACCACAACAUAAGUCUGAAACACAUGCCAAACCAGAAGCUGAACAAAAGUUGACACCUCCGACUAAAAAUGCCGGUCCGCAUAAAAGUCCGACUUCAGCUUUGCGAAACAUAAGACAUGACCAGCCUAACGUAAAGUUAGGCCAAAAUUCGCCUGAUAUUGGAUUUUCGAACCAGUUCCUCAACUUUAUCUCUAACAGAAACGAACCAAAGGAUAAUGCAAAUACUCCUAAAUUCACCAACAGUCCAAGCAUUUCUCAAAAGAUGCAUAAAAAUCUGUAUGUGUCAAGUCCAGAACAAGCUCAAAUACCACCUUCAUCAGGUCUUUCAGAUUCUGAUAGCAAAGAUGGAAUGACAGCUCAGACUGGGACACCUAUCCAAUCUGCCAAGGUUGCUUAUAGCAUCCCAGAGAAACAAAAAGAUAUAUCCAAGAGACAACUAGAUUUUGAGCACAGAGGCGAUUUUCAGUCGGAGGAUAGUAGAGAUUCUGUGAGUAAAGAAAGCAGGAUCUCUUCAGUGUACUCCAGACAGUCAGACUUCCAGUCUGAUGGCUAUGGCAUGGAUGUAGAUAGUGAGAACUCUAUGGAAUGUGCGGCUUUUAAAUCUACGCAUUCUAUAUCUUUAGUAGAAACUAGUGACAUACCUAGACCAGCGGAUAUUGAUUUCCCAACAGUUAUAGAUCCAUUUAAUAAAAAAAUAAUCUCAUCUCUGUUAGAAUAUGUCAAAUUCCCCAAUAAAACACACGCCGACGGGUACAUAGAAGUGAGAUCUUGUCCUAAGUUGCAGCCUGCCAGUAUGGUUAGCAUUGGAAACAACAGGUUUUCAAUUGAAAAACAACUUGGAAAGGGAAACUAUGGUGCAGUAUUUUUGUGCCUUGACGUCCACAGUAAUAAAUCUGUAGCUGUGAAAUAUCAAAAACCUAGUCGUCCAUGGGAAUUCUAUAUUUGUCAAGAAAUCAAGGCGAGAAUAAAGGAUCCAUUUAUGCUUCCUGGGUACAUGGACAUUACCACUGCCUUCUUAGGUGAAAAUGCGAGUCUUUUUGUAUCAGAAUAUUCUAAGUAUGGAUCUUUACUAGAUGUUGCAAACAAAGUUAAAAUUGCUACCUCAAAAUGUAUAAAUGAAUUUAUAGUCAUUUUACUGACUUCCGAGAUGCUGUCCAUUGUCCAUUAUCUCCACAAAGCUCAAAUUAUCCAUGCUGAUAUCAAGCCAGACAACUUUUUAUUGAUGAAAAUACCCACACAAGAAUGGAGAACUCCAUCAUUGCAGCUAAUUGAUUUAGGGUGUGCUAUAGACAUGUCACUAUUCCCAGAGGGAACAACAUUUAGAGAAUUAAUCGCCACUGAAGGAUUCACAUGUACAGAGAUGAGGGAAGGCAAGCCAUGGACUUACCAAACUGACUUGUAUUGUCUUGCGGGCACUAUACAUGUGAUAUUGAUGGGAAGUUACAUGAAAGUAGCCAAUCGCUUAGGGCAAUGGAAUAUAGACAAGAAAUUGCCUAGGUACAUGAAGGUGGGCUUGUGGGACAAAGUGUUCACAACCCUCUUGAACGUGCCAGACUGCAAUAACAUACCGGAUUUAUCGGAUCUCAAGAAUGAGGUGGAUAGCAUUUUGAAUGAAAUUGACAACCUUGGAUCGCAACUUCGAAACUUUGCUAAUGUGCUUAAAUCUAGGUAAAUAAAUAAAUGAUCCUUAUGUAUUUAUUGCAUUUAGAUAUAAAGGCGAUUGUAAAAAAUAGACACUUGACUAUGUAUUAAUACCUAUAGACUUACAAAUUAUAUCUUAAGAUUUAACGACCUAUUGAGCCCUUCGCCAGGUUAAUAAAAUUGCUCCUCUUCGACAAAGCAAUAAGUAUUAUAAUAUCAGAAUCUAAUUAGUUACUGUAACUUGUCUUGUUGUGUUUAGUUAAAAUUGUGAUAUUUGUGAUUUUAGUUUGUUUUGUUAGCAUAAAAUAAUAAACUUGGCUUAGAAUAUAAACUUGUUAGCUUAUUAAUGUUGAUGCAUUACAACCUAUUUACCCUAGGUUUCAUUUAUUUUUGUACAACUAAAUAAGACCUGCACAUUUCAUAUUUCUUGUUUGAAUUGUAAAAACAAAUAAACAAUUAC
Ostrinia furnacalis (Asian corn borer) is the source of this 5500-nucleotide messenger RNA. RefSeq names its product Bub1 kinase (gene Bub1). Gene Ontology annotation, molecular function: ATP binding; protein kinase activity. NCBI's taxonomy places the organism in Eukaryota, Metazoa, Arthropoda, Insecta, Lepidoptera, Crambidae. The record is from RefSeq and is a predicted model, not a curated record. The transcript has 14 exons. The coding region runs from base 272 to 5071 and encodes 1599 amino acids. Gene Ontology annotation, cellular component: nucleus. Gene Ontology annotation, biological process: protein phosphorylation; meiotic sister chromatid cohesion, centromeric; mitotic spindle assembly checkpoint signaling.